Messenger RNA from Exophiala oligosperma, 693 nucleotides. RefSeq lists its product as uncharacterized. The coding region runs from base 1 to 693 and encodes 230 amino acids. NCBI's taxonomy places the organism in Eukaryota, Fungi, Ascomycota, Eurotiomycetes, Chaetothyriales, Herpotrichiellaceae. The transcript has a single exon. The record is from RefSeq and is a predicted model, not a curated record.
AUGCGACACAUCUACUCCUACAAACCAGUCGCCAGUGACUCUUCCAUCGACACUGAUGGUCUAGCUUCUCUCGACUCCCGCGACUCAUUCUCGUCCUAUACGAGUCCUCUACCACCCCAAAACUGUGGGAUUUCUCAGCAACGCUUCAGCAGCAGCUCUUCUUGCGAUGAAUCAUAUAAGCAUCACCCAUGGAUUUUGAACAAGAGCUCACGUUGUCGAGAUAACGAAAAGUUCUUCGUCACCUAUCGUAAUCACUGGGUCAUAAUCAGUUGUCAAUACCAGAACUGCGAGCCUGACUCCUUGGAAAAAGAUCUCAUGGUGCUUCGUUGUCCCGAUAUCAAGAGUAGAGCACUAUACGAAGCUCUGCAGUACCAUCUACACGAAGUUUCAUUCGAUGAUACGGUUACCUCUAUCACAUUGAAAACCGUUAGAGGCACGCUGGAAGUUCACGUCACGAAUGGCACGAAAAAGAGAUCUGAUGAUGAUGGGAACAACUCUCGUCGUGAGCAAUCCUCGGGCAUCUCGGCACCAAGGGGCAGCUUGUACCAAAGAGACGAGAAAGAGAAGAGACGUCGACGAUGGUUUGAUGAGCAGCCUAUUGUUGUCCCUCAACGAUCCUCAUCGCGUUUGGAAGCCCGCUCAGUACGAUCACGGACGAGCCUACGAUCAUCAGAUGGACUUGGAAGACGAUGA